AUGUCGACGCUGAUAAAGAUAUCAGGGUCAUUUGGCCAGCCCGACGAUGCUGCUACUACAAAGACUGACGUGUCUGCCUCACAAAAUGCCGAAGGUGAUCCGCACCUCGUCAUCCUCGAGCCAGAGGAUAAUCCGCAAAACAUAUCCUUACUCAGACGGUGGCUUGCGAUCCUGAUUAUCAGUUCUGCCUCUCUGUGCGCUGCGUUCACAGAACAGGGUUCCGCCCAAACAUUCCAUGUCUCACAUGAGGUGACCAUUCUCGGAAUUAGCCUAUAUGUUACAGGUCUCGGAAUUGGACCGCUCCUCGUUGGCCCGUUGUCUGAAGUGUACGGCAGAAACGUCGUUUACCAAGCAUCUUAUGUAUUAUUUUUUAUCUUUACAUUCCCCGUAGUGUUUGCUCCCAACAUCGCUGUUUUCUUCGUCUUUCGCCUUAUCACUGGAUUCUGCGGAUCAGCCUUUUUGAGUGUAGCCGGAGGUAGUGUAAGCGAUAUGUUCCCAAAUUCGAGUAUCGCAAGUCCAAUGGCCGUGUAUACUUUAUCUCCAUUUAUCGGACCUGUGGCUGGUCCCUUGAUUGCUGGAUUCAUCAAUCAACACCUGUACUGGGAAUGGACGUAUCGGGUGCAGUUGUGCUGGAUUUUCGUAGAGUUUCUGAUGUUGGCUAUAUUUGUUCCUGAGACCUACGUUCCGGUGAUCCUGAAGAAGAAGGCAAGAAGACUGCGGGAAUCGACUGGAGACCCAAAGAUUUAUGCUCCUUUGGAUAGACGGGAAGGUACCCUUGUUUCUGCUAUCCUCGUCAGCUGCUACAAACCGUUUCAAUUACUUCUAUUCGACCGGAUGGCACUGCUUUUAGACUCCUGGAAUGCCCUUAUUCUUGGAAUCCUAUACUUGGCAUUUCAAGCAUACCCCAUUAUUUUUGAAGAUGUUCAUGGAUUUAAUAUGCAAACAACUGGACUAGCACUAUAUGCCAGCGAAACCGCCAAACACAAUGGUAAUCCGCCUCCUGAGAUGAGGCUUAUCAUGGGUCAAGUAGGAGCGAUACUUGUGCCAGUGGGUUUGUUCUGGCUCGCGUUCACCACAUAUCCACAAGUCCACUGGAUUGCCCCAAUUAUCGCGUCUGUACCCUUUGGCUCCGGGAUAUAUUUUGUUUUCACGUCAACGUUCACCUACCUUGUCACCGCAUACCGCCCAAUCGCUGCCUCUGCCAUGGCAAGUAAUAGUGCAUUGCGCUCAGCAUUUGCCGCUGCAUUUCCGCUAUUCGCGGGAGCAAUGUACGAUAGACUUGGGACUGUUGGCGCUACUGCUCUUCUAGCCGGCCUCGCAACAAUCAUGGCGCCAUUACCUUUCAUAUUUUACCGAAUUGGCGCGCGUUUGCGGAAGAAUUCGCGUUUCGCAGCACAUUGA
Messenger RNA from Suillus bovinus, 1401 nucleotides. Its product is annotated as major facilitator superfamily domain-containing protein. Bases 1 to 1401 code for a protein of 466 amino acids. The transcript has 15 exons. Gene Ontology annotation, biological process: transmembrane transport. The record is from RefSeq and is a predicted model, not a curated record. Lineage: Eukaryota; Fungi; Basidiomycota; Agaricomycetes; Boletales; Suillaceae. Gene Ontology annotation, molecular function: transmembrane transporter activity.